AUGCCAUCAGGAACUGAUAACACUGUAGAGGAGGGCACUCUGAGUGAGGAGUGCAUUCUGCGUGUCUCGCGUCAGUACGACGUGGAGAUGGUGUUUCAGAUCUCACUUUGUUCACGAGGUCUCCGGUCGUUGGGUGAUGGUUUUGCUCGUUGCCUUGCGCUGGUGCGUGUUGAUGUCUCGCGAAAUUGCCUCACUAGUCUUGAAGGGAUUGCCCUGCUUGCUGGCUCGCUGAGGUACAUAAACGCUUCGGAGAAUGAAGUGGAAGAUCUGGCAGGCGUUGACCGCUGCUCGCUUCUGGAGGAGGUCCGUUUGGAAGGAAACCAGCUGAGCAACGAGAUGGCAAUUGUGCCCUUGGCGCAGCUCCCAAACCUCCGUUCUCUUUUUCUGCAGCGGGAGAUGCCUCUCUCUGGCGACACGCACGAAACACUUCUCCUCGAAAACCCCAUUUGCCGCGAUAAAGGGGCAUAUGAUAAAAUCCUUCAGCGGCAUUUCGCUUCUGUCCUCUGCGUUGAUGGUCGUUGCUUUCGCCACCCUUCACCGAGGGAAGUUGUGGCUGAGACUGCGGUGUUGCCAUCAUCGACUCCGCCACCCUCAGGAACUGCAUUGGAUAAAAAAUUAGACACGGAAGAUGAUUUGGGCGAGCGUAUCUUCGCUAACGCCGUGGCGGAGUGUCGCGCCGCGUGUCGAAAGGCGUUGAUUUAA
Messenger RNA from Trypanosoma cruzi, 702 nucleotides. RefSeq lists its product as uncharacterized. The transcript has a single exon. NCBI's taxonomy places the organism in Eukaryota, Euglenozoa, Kinetoplastea, Trypanosomatida, Trypanosomatidae. The record is from RefSeq and is a predicted model, not a curated record. The coding region runs from base 1 to 702 and encodes 233 amino acids.